This is a messenger RNA of Monodelphis domestica (gray short-tailed opossum), 1290 nucleotides long. It is a transcript of the gene RNF212B, whose product is annotated as ring finger protein 212B. NCBI's taxonomy places the organism in Eukaryota, Metazoa, Chordata, Mammalia, Didelphimorphia, Didelphidae. Gene Ontology annotation, cellular component: synaptonemal complex. Gene Ontology annotation, molecular function: SUMO transferase activity. The record is from RefSeq and is a predicted model, not a curated record. Gene Ontology annotation, biological process: reciprocal meiotic recombination; homologous chromosome pairing at meiosis; protein sumoylation.
GCUCACUGCCCACUCUCCAUUCACAUGCGCACUGGGCCUUCCCUUCUCACUUCCUCUUCUCUCUGCGUUCAAGACUCCUUCGAAGACCCGACCGACUUCCCCACCUCAGGCCCUGACACCCGGCUUUUUCCCGCCUUUUCGGGCGUCUGGAAGGUUUCUAGACCUAUCGGGGUUUAAGGGCAGCCUCCAUCGCCUCACAAGCCAGAUUUUCCAGGAUGGAUUGGUUCCACUGUAAUCAAUGCUUCCGAAAAGAUGGCACCCAUUUCUUUGUGACCAGUUGUGGCCAUAUUUUCUGUAAAAAAUGUGUGACUAAGGAAAAAUGUGCUGUCUGUGGAGCUACCUGUAAGCAUCUGGCUCUCUCUGAUAAUCUAAAACCUCAGGAGAAGAUGUUCUUUAAGAGCCCUGUGGAGACAGCUCUGAAGUAUUUUAGUCACAUCUCUCAGGUUUGGAGUUUCCAGAAGAAACAGACAGAUUUACUCAUCACCUUUUAUAAACACAGACUUUCUAAGUCAGAAGCUGCCAUGCAGGAGGCCCAAAGAACAGUGGCCAGUCAGGACAAGGAGCUAGUAAUCCUAAGGAAGGAAAAUGGGGAGCUGAAGAAGUUCCUGGCCAUCCUGAAGGAAUCUCCUAGCCGAUGCCAAGGAAGCAGGUCUACCACACCCCGGCCAGUAGGCAUCACUUCCCCAUCACAAUCAGUUACUCCACGACCCACUUCUCAGAACAGCAACCAGGUGGUCAGUCAGCCUUCUUCCUUGGAAUCCAUUCCAUACAGGGUGUCUGGCUUUGGUAGCUUUGGCCAGCAGGGGAACAGAGGCCUGCAGGGAAGAAAUACUUCCAGGGAAUCUUAUACCGAUACUCCUUCACCAGCUUCAACAAAUAGCCUAUCUUAUGGGGCUCUCUCUGCUUCCUCAGGACCAGGGAUUUUCUCUGUCUCGCCUUAUCUAGGUGGUGUUGGUGGGACUACAGGUCUCAUUCCCAGCCGCUCAAGUCAGAGUGAUAGUAGAUCUGCACCAGAGACUCCUGUGGCUCUCCAGCUACCAGUCCUGCAGCUCCAGGUCACCCCCCAGACACCUCAGUUACAUCAAACUAGGUUGUCCAACAACAGAGGAAGAUGUGAUUAGUUAGGGAGAAUGAAGAGUGGACCUUUUCCUGCUCCUGAAUCAACCUCUCAUCCUUCUUCAAUAGUCUGCUCCGUAUAUGUUGCCAGUGGGACAUGCUAUAGUUGUAGCAAACAUUCUUUAGGAUGUUCCUGGAGUGUUUAAAAUUAAAAAAACAAACAGAUCCCAACAA